AAUUUAUUAUGCAAAUAUGUCGGUACCGCCCCUCUUUUGAAGCAGGCUUUUCAGGUUAAACUCGUUGCUCGCUGGAGAAGAACAACAAAACCAGACUCCAGACUUCUAAUAGCUUCAACGAGCAUACCAAUUCUAUCAUCAUGGCCGAAGAUGUUAUAUAUCAAAAAAGGAAUAUUCUUAUAAUAGGUAGAACGGGAACUGGAAAGAAAACCUUGGCAAACCACAUCGUCAAAAAUUCCACGCCGUCCACGGUCUUUCAACUGUCAAGCUCUUCGAUGGAGAAUAAUACAAGAGAGCCGACAUUGGUGACUUGUUCUGCAAGAGAUGACCAUCGAAAACUGCUAUAUAACAUCGUUAUAUGGGACACCUACAGUACAGAGACGUCAGGGAAGACUAGUCCACAAGAUCUCUCAGGUUACUGUUCAGAGGAUAAGGAGGACGUCCCUGAUGGAAUCAAUCUCGUUAUCUUCACGAUGAAAAAUGGCGCUUUGCAUGAAGAAAAAGAGCUCAAACUGUUCAAAUCUAUUGCGAAGAACUUCAAGGAAAUACAAGAUAUUUCAGCACUGGUCAUCACUGGCUGUGAAAGCCUUGAGGACGAAGAGAGAGAAGAGCUCGUAGAACAGGUUAAAAACGAGGACGCAACAAAAGACAUUGCAAAGUUCAUGGGGAAGGGAAUCUUUCCAGUCGGAUUUCCACCCCUUGAGAGAGUGAAAGCAGCUCUUAAAGAAGCCUAUCAGGAUGGAAUUGAUGCCGACUCUGAAACACUGCAAACACUAGCAAACAAUUCUGGUGAGAUGACUACAGUUAUACAACUGAGAAACAACCUUAAGAAGAUGAGAGAACAUAUUAAUUCUUCUGAUCGGUUUAGUUGUAAGAUAAUGUAAUUAAAUACGGUUGUCCCUAGGUUUUUCCAGCAUUUUAUUCGUUUAGUGGACGCAUUGACACAAAGUCUGUCAACUAUAAUCGCAAAUAGUACGGUUUGUAACAAGAUUAAACUAGGAAUUCAAAAUAUUAAAUUGUGCGACAAAUAUGCUUAUAAACAUUUAUAACAUGAGUAGAUCAA
Molecule: messenger RNA, 1063 nt
Organism: Exaiptasia diaphana
Lineage: Eukaryota; Metazoa; Cnidaria; Anthozoa; Actiniaria; Aiptasiidae
Exons: 2
Coding region: 141-884 (247 amino acids)
Molecular function (GO): GTP binding
Source: RefSeq, a predicted model, not a curated record